GAGCAUCUCGCACCGCCGCAGCAGCCGGGUGCCACCUCCAAGCACCGAGUCUCUGCGUUUGGCUGGUCUACUCGCCGCGCAGCGCUGCGCUCUCCUGCUACUCCACUUCGCAUCGCGCCGCCAGCAUGCGCACCGCUCUCUCCUCGGCACUCCUGCCGCUCCUCGUGGCGCCACUGGCGCUCUCGCUGCAGCUGCCGCUCAUCGCCUCGCCGAGCUUGCACGACGCCGAGCCGCUCCAGCUCGUCCGCGCCACGCUGCCCGCAGGCGCGCUGCCGCAGCUUCGCGCAGCCGGCGCAGACGUGUGGCACGCCGCGCCCUGCGCAGGCCCGAGCGCAGAGGCGUCCACCUCUGCGCCACUCUGCGCCCGCAUCGCCACGUCCUCGUGCGCUGCACUGGCACGCACGCUCGCAGCGCCGUCGUUGGCGUGCGAGGUCUUGCACGCAGACGUCGCAGCGCUGUUGCGCGACCAGCAGCGCAACGCGACGGUCGCGCGGCAGCAUGGCAGCUCGCCAUCGGCCGAGUUUGACGAUGCGUACCACACACUUGAGCAGUUGGAAGCACGGGUGCACGAGCUCGCAGCGCUGUUCCCGUCUGUUGUCCAGCUCGAGUCGAUCGGCGAGACACACGAGGGCCGGCCGAUUCGCUCAGUGCGUCUAGGAGCUGCGCGUAGCAAGUCAGGCAAGGUCAAGCCUGCGGUGGUGAUCAGCGCGGGAUCGCAUGCUCGAGAGUGGAUCGCGCCGGCAGUCGCGCUGCACUUCAUCUCUUCGCUCCUUGCCUCGUCCGCAGCCAUGCGCGCACCCGCGCUGCUCGAGCUCUUCACGAUCAUCGUGAUUCCGGUGCUGAACCCGGACGGCUACGCGCACUCGCACUCGUCGCCAGCCGCUCGGCUGUGGCGCAAGAACCGCGCGCCGAACGCCGGUGCACCGGAGGCGUGCAAGGGCACCGACAUUGGCGCAGGCUUCCCGUCGCACUUUGUGCCGUCGUCGAAUCCAUGCGCAGAUGCAUAUGCGGGCCGCAAGCCUCUCGAGGCGGCGGAGACGCGGGCGCUGGCCAAGCUGCUGGACGAUCAGGCGCAGAACGUCGUGGGCUUCUUCGAUCUGCAUUCGUAUGGGCAGCAAAUGACCUACCCGUACGCGUACUCUUGUGACGAGGCCCUUCCCGACGAGGAGGACCUGGCCGAGCUGGCCAUCGGCGCCGUGCGUGCACUCCGUGCAGUGCACCGCUCCGACUUUGGCACCGGCCGCGGCUGCGAGGCGCUCUACCCGACGACGGGCACGGCGAUGGACUUCGCCUACGAGCACGACGUCAAGUGGGCUUAUUCGCUUGAGCUGCGCGACGAGGGCGAAUACGGCUUCCUGCUGCCCGCCGAGUACAUCCGUCCCGCCGGCGAGGAGACGACGGCAGCGCUGCGCUAUGCGCUCGCCUUCAUCGCCCGCAAGAUGCACCUCUAGUGUGCACGGCCGAGCACCGUUCCGUCCGCUCGAGGUCUCGCAUGUGACGGGGAACUCAGAGACUGCGACCGAACCUGCAAUACCACUGUGCUGCACAAC
This is a messenger RNA of Tilletiopsis washingtonensis, 1550 nucleotides long. RefSeq lists its product as hypothetical. Gene Ontology annotation, biological process: proteolysis. Bases 126 to 1451 code for a protein of 441 amino acids. Lineage: Eukaryota; Fungi; Basidiomycota; Exobasidiomycetes; Entylomatales. The transcript has 8 exons. The record is from RefSeq and is a predicted model, not a curated record. Gene Ontology annotation, molecular function: zinc ion binding; metallocarboxypeptidase activity.